UUUCACAAAGCUGUUCCUAAAGUGAACUGGCAGCGUGCGGGCCAGCUGCCUUUGUACGGAUAUCGCAGUGUUGGGCGGCUGCCGUUGUCUUCUCAGUAAUUCCGAUGAAGCGUUCGUAGGGGACACGCUGAUCUUGUUGGCAGGCUCUACGCAACAGAGGCGUUGUUCAGUGUAAAGUGAAGGUCGCGUUUUGUAUGAGACCUUGACUUUUUUUUUGUUUUCCUUGUAGUAUAUUUUUAUACACUUCGUUAAAAAUCAUGGUGCUGGGGAAGGUGAAGAGUUUGACAAUAAGCUUUGACUGUCUCAGUAACAGCAAUAUCCCCGUGUAUUCUAGCGGGGACACAGUCUCAGGAAGGAUCAGUUUAGAAGUUACUGGGGAAAUUAGAGUGAAAGCUCUUAAAAUUCAUGCAAGAGGACAUGCAAAAGUACGUUGGAGCGAAUCUAGAAAUGCUGGAUCCAACACUGCUUAUACACAAAAUUACACCGAAGAAGUAGAGUAUUUUAACUAUAAGGACGUUCUAGUCGGGCAUGCAAGAGAUGAUGACAAUUCUGAAGAAGGCCUUCGCACCAUUCAUUCAGGAAGGCAUGAAUAUGCAUUCAGCUUUGUGCUUCCACAGAUACCACUUGCUACCUCAUUCGAAGGCAGACACGGCAGUGUGCGGUAUUGGGUGAAAGCUGAAUUGAAUAGGCCUUGGCUUCUACCAGUAAAAUUAAAGAAGGAAUUUACAGUCUUUGAACAUAUAGAUAUCAACACUCCUUCAUUACUGUCACCCCAAGCAGGCACAAAAGAAAAGACUCUAUGUUGUUGGCUUUGUACCUCAGGCCCAAUAUCUUUAAGUGCCAAAAUUGAAAGAAAGGGCUACACCCCAGGUGAAUCAAUUCAGAUCUUUGCUGAGAUUGAGAAUUGUUCUUCCCGUAUGGUGGUGCCAAAGGCAACCAUUUACCAAACGCAGGCAUUCUAUGCCAAAGGGAAAAUGAAGGAAGUCAGACAGCUUGUUGCCAACCUCUGUGGGGAAUCCUUGUCAUCUGGCAAAACAGAAACCUGGAAUGGCAAACAGUUGAAAAUUCCACCUGUUUCCCCUUCAAUCCUUGACUGUAGUAUAAUCCGUGUGGAGUAUUCACUGAUGGUAUAUGUUGAUAUUCCAGGAGCUGUGGAUUUGUUCCUUAACUUACCACUCGUCAUUGGUACCAUUCCUCUACAUUCAGUUGGCAGCAGAACAUCAAGCGUAAGCAGCCAGGGUAGCAUGAACAUGAAUUGGCUUGGUCUGACUCUGCCUGAAAGACUAGAAGCACCUCCUAGCUAUGCAGAAGUGGUCACAGAGGAAAACAGACAGUCUGGCCUUGCACCUGUAGCUGCUUUUGAUGAUUUUCAGAGAGCACUGCAGGGACCAUUAUUUGCAUACAUCCAGGAGUUUCGUUUUCUGCCUCCUCCCCUAUAUUCAGAAAUUAAUCCAAACACAGAUCAGCCCACAGAUGAGAUACCAUCUUGCCCUUCUCGUUGAAGGAAUCCAUAAAAAGCUGUCUUGACUUGGGUUUUGAAUCACACCUUCUGUGUUGAAGAUCAAGGUGUCAUCGUGGAGACUUGGUUUUAAAGGAAAUGGUAUUGCUCUUGCCUGUAUGGUGAAUAAAUGAAAAGAACCUGUGAUCAUGCUUUGACACCUACAGCACAACAUAGGACUGCUCUGCAUGCUUGAAAACCUGCGUCCCCCUCCAUUAAAUAGUGGCACAUACUAGAAGCAGCCUUAUUAGCGUGCACUCAGGUGUUUCAAAACACUCAAACCAUGUUGUAAUGUUGUAAGAGAGGAAUGGCUGCUUUCUAUGAUUCUAUGAAAAUUUGCACAUGCUUAUUACUUAUGUUACACAGUUAAGUGUCACUACAACUUAUUCUCAUUUGUGAUGGACUGCUGUUACCAACCCCUCCCCAAUUGCUUGUGAUCUGCACAACAAGGAACAAAAGACAGCUUUACCAAAAAAAAAAAAAAAAAAAAUUAUAUAUUGUAUAAAGGCUGACAAAAGCCCUGACUUUUUCUUUUCUUUUAAUUUGAUGUAGCCUGGACUUUGCCUGCAUAUGCACAUGCUCAGAAUUGUCCUAGUAGGCUGAUCCUGUAUCACCUCUUCAGCUUGGAUCCUAUUGUAGAUUUAUUUACAAGCAUUACAUGCCUUCAAGGUCAAUCCUUGCUGUAUGUUUUGCAGCCAACUGUAGUAGAAAGCAACAGAUAGGUGGGGGAAGAGAGAACAGAAGGAAACUAAUGAGACAUAAUCAAGAUUGUAUACCUUCUUGAUUUCUUAAAAUAAUUUGUUGCCUUUCUGCUUUUAUUGCAAAGCAGUGUUUUGUUACAGACUGCCUAAAGAUCACUUAAUCUCAGGUGAAUUCAUCACUUGCCAAACUGCUAGAAUGAUAUUUGUUUUAUGUUGCACUUUUAUAUUUGUGUUUUGGUUUUGUUCUUUGAGGGGGAUUUUGAACAGGGACAUGCACAAAACUUACAAAGUGAAAGUAGCACCAGCAGACACUAGCAAAGUGUGAAAAGAAAGUGUGAAAAGGGGAUAAUCAUAUGCUGUCCAGGGUUCACGGGCAGAUAUAAUCUUAACUAUUAGGGAUAGGAAGGAAAAGGUUUGUUGGUUGGUUUGUGUUUGGUUUUAUUUAAAUAAUAUGUAGUUCCCUAAUCAUCAAAAAUUAUAUAUAAAAUGAGUCUCUAGUAGAAAGUGUAUUUCAGAUUGCAAGAAAAAAUUGAACUAUGGCAACUAAGCAGCAGUUCAGUUUGCCCAUUUGGUAUUAUCUUCAGGGUUUAUGAUACUCUGACACAGAAUCAUAGAACACCAGAUUGGAAGGGAGCUCAAGGAUUAUCUGGUCCAACCUUUCUUGGCAAAAACAUGGUCUAGACAAGAUGCCCUAGUACACCUAAAAAGUGUCCGAUGUUGGGGAAUCUGCCACUUCCCUGGGGAGAUUAUUUAUUAUUGUUCUCAUUGUGAAAAUUUGUUCUCUCAUGUUCAAUUGGAAUCUCCUGAGGAGUAACUUGUACCUAUUACCCCUUGUCUUUUCCAUGUGACUCCUUGUAAAAAGGAAGUCUCCAUCUUCUUUGUAGCCACCCUUUAAAUACUGGAACAUGGCAAUAUGGUCUCCCCUUAGCCUUCUUUUCUCAAGGCUGAACAAACUCAGUUCUCUCAGCCUUUCUUCACAUGGGAGCUUCCCAGUCCUUGAAUCAUCUCUGUGGCCCUUCUCUGGACCCUCUCCAUCCUGCCCACAUCUUCUUUUGUAUAUCAGGGACCAAAAGUGAACACAGUAUUCCAAGUGUGGCCUGAUAAGGUACUGAGUAGAGUGGGAUAAUGAUUUCUUUAUCUCUGCUGGUGGUGCCCUUGUCUAUGCAACCCAGCAUCCUGUUGGCUCUCUGCCACAGCAGCUCACUGUUCACUCAUAUUCAGUUUGUUGUCCACCAGGAUCCCUAGGGCCCUUUCCACAGAACAUCUCCCCAGAGGGAUAGAUCCCAGCCUAUGCUGCAUUCCUGGAUGAUGUUUUCCAGGUGCAAAAUGUUUGUCUUUGUUUAACUUCAUAAGGUUCUUGUCAGCCCACUCUUCCAGCCUAUCCAGGUCUUCCUGCAGGGUGGAUCUUUCUUCCAAAGUGUCCGCUUCCCUGCUCAGUAUCAUCAGCACACUUCAUUGGGGUACACUUGAUUCCAUCAUCCAGAUUACUUAUAAAGAUAUUAAACAGCAUUGGGGCCCAAUAUCGAUCCCUGGGGGACCCCACUUGUGACAGAUUUCCAGUUUGAAAAGGAACUAUUUACCACCACCUUCUAGGUGUGGCCUGUCAGCCAGUUCCCCACCCACUGCACAGAUCACUUGUCUAGACCAUAACACAUUAGUCUCUGUAGGAGGAGGCUGUGGGAAACAGCAUCGAAAGCCUUGGAGAAAUCCAUGUAGACAGUGUCCACUGCUUGCCCCACAUAACCAAGACAGUUACUUAGUCAUAGAAGGUGAUCAGGUUUGUUAAGCAUAAUUUGCCCUUGGAGAGUCCAUGCUGGCUUUUCCAAUCCCAUGCUUCAUUUGACUUCUAAUAGCCUCAAGGAAGAUUUGUUCAAUAACUUUCCCAGAGACUGAAUAAGACUGAUGGAUCUAUAAUCUCCACGAUCCUCUUUUAAUCCUUUCUUGUAGAUGGGGGUGAUAUUAGGCUUCUUCCAAUCUCCUGGGCAGUGCCUCAAUCUCUGUGACUUCUCAAAGGUUAUGGAGAGCAAGCAGCCUUGCAAUGGUGUCAGCCAACUCUCUUAACACGCUUGAGUGAACAGUGUUAGGGUCCAUUGAUUUGUUGGGGUCAAGCUCCUGUAGCAGUUCACAUGACAACUCAACUCUUUCUUCAUUGACAGUAGGUCUGUGUUUGCAUUAACCUGGAUUUUUGUUCCCAAGGCUUGGGGCCCGACAGUGCUGUGUGAAGAAGACAGAGGAGAAGAGAGUGUUGAGAACCUCUAGCCUUUUCAGCACUGUUGGUGACCAAUUCAUCUCUCCUGUUUAACAUCAGGUCCAUAUUUUCCUUCUGUUUCUUACUAUUUACAUACACAAAGAACCCUUUCUUUGGAUUUUUGACAUCUCUGGACAAUUUCAAUUUGGGUUGAACUUUUGCUUUUCUAACUUCUUGUUCUGGUUUGAAAGCAAAACCAGUGAGAGACUCCAAGUCAGAAAUACAAUUUAUUGGGAAAAGGGAAAAGAAACAAAAUACAUGCAAUAAUAUAAAAGGAAAACCACUGACAAAGUUAGAAUACAGUUUGACACCCCUUUGGCCAGCAUGUUGGUAGCAGUACAAAUUGGAGUGGCUGCAGUCCUCUUGGAGUGGCAGAUGUGGUUUCUGUUGGAGUAGUGGUCUUGUAGAAAAGGUGUAGUCAGUCCAGUGGAAACCUCAUCUGUGUCCUCUUGGAAACUUGUGGGAAGGCUGUUGCUCUGUCCUAAAACUCCAGAAUAUAUCUAGGUGGGGAUGCUUAGCUCCUCCCCCCUGGGCGGGGCAUCUCACAAUGGGCUGAUGUCAUUUUGAGUAAUGUUGUGGCUCCUUGAUUAUCUGUUAAACAGAAAUGGCUCCUGGAGGGAGUUAUCUCUGAGUCAUGUGGCGAGACAUUGAUGGGCCCAUUAACAAGAGAUAAGGAAAACUGGCCAGAAGACAACUGCUACACAGAUGGCAAUAGAAAACAUCUUGCUUCUCAAUCUCGGACACUGCUUCUCUGCAUGCCCUGACAUUGCAUUUGUAGUAUUCAAUAGAUAUUUGUCUGCUUUUCCAUCUCUGGUAUGUGUCUCUUGGUUUUGAGCAGAUACGGAGACUUGCAGUUAAACUAGGGGCGGGUCUCUUGCUCUGCCUAUUUCUUUUACCUUUAAAGGCGAUGAAUUGCUUUUGUGCUUCCAGGAAAGCAUUCUUGGAAAAACUCCCAGCCCUCACUAACACCUUUAUCCUCUGUGGAAGCUUCCCAUUGAAUCCCUCCCAAAUGAGCUCUGAGCAAGCUGAAGUUUGCUCUUCUAAAAUCUAAAACCUUUGUCUUAAUACUAACCUUUAGCGUGCUCAGCUGGCUCUCCAAUUCCACGAUAUUGUGAUCACUGCAGCCAAGGUUAUCACUAACGGAUAUUACAAAGCAGUUUUUCUUGGUUUGUGAGAAGCAAGUCCAGCAGUGCCUCAUUUCUGUUUGGCACAUCUUGACAUUUGUAUGAGGAAGCAGUCCUCUACGUAUUCCAGGAACUUGAUGGCUGAAAUAUGAGCUGCUGUAUUGUUCUUCCAACAAAUGUCUGGGUAGCUGAAGUCAUCUAUGAGAACCAGGUUCUGUUGACCUGAAGCUUGUUUAAGUGACCCAAAUAUUGCUCUAUUUGCCUUAUCAUCUUGGUUUGGAGGUUGGUAGACUGAAACUAUUAUAAAACUGAGCCAGAGUAUCAGUGUUACCAACUGUACUCCAAUUAGUUUGCUGAGAAUUGCUCUGAUUGCUUCUGGGCUAAUCCUGAGAGCUUUAAAACAAACAAUUUAUAACAAAAAAUUUCCAUUUUAGGGCCAGUUCUCUUCAACAUCUUCAUAAACGACUUGGAUGCAGGACUUGAAGGUAUACUAAGUUUGCUGACGAUAAUAAAAUGGGAAGGACUGUUGACUCCCUCAAAGGCAGAGAGGCCCUGCAGAGAGAUCUUGACAAAUGAGAGGGCUGGGCAAUCACCAACCAUAUGAAGUUCAACAAAG
This is a messenger RNA of Taeniopygia guttata (zebra finch), 6187 nucleotides long. Its product is annotated as arrestin domain-containing protein 3-like. Gene Ontology annotation, cellular component: plasma membrane; endosome; cytoplasm. Gene Ontology annotation, biological process: protein transport. The record is from RefSeq and is a predicted model, not a curated record. NCBI's taxonomy places the organism in Eukaryota, Metazoa, Chordata, Aves, Passeriformes, Estrildidae.